Molecule: messenger RNA, 1147 nt
Organism: Caenorhabditis angaria
Lineage: Eukaryota; Metazoa; Nematoda; Chromadorea; Rhabditida; Rhabditidae
Source: the annotation of a GenBank genome assembly
AUGAGCAGAAAGAAAUUGUCGAAUUCUCGAACAAUGAUAAAUCAUCGAAUAUUCUCCACAUAUUCCUUCAUUAUCUCAUGUAUUUAUAUGCUUCGAGUUGUUUUCGAAUUGGCUUCAACUUCUUCAGAUAUCGAUGUUCAAUGGCAAGGUAAACAAGUAAAAGAAGAAGAAGUUGAAGAAAAAAGUAGAUUGACAUUAUUAUUUUGUCAUGAAUAUGAAAUUGACAGCUCAACACUAUAGGGGAAAACUUUUUACGAAAAAGAAAAUCGAUCAAAUUAUUUUUUAAAGUUAGACAGUAUUUGGAUGUUCUUAGAAGCUCAAUGUGAAAAAUAUUUUAAUAAAAAUUCGGAAAGUUCAUAAGGCUUUAUCCAACUUCGGAGCUCCAAAAAGUGCUCACAACUUUUGGAUCGUGAUCACGUUCCCUUGCUGAGAAAAUCUUGUGUUUUUGAUUCAAAUUUCAAAUUACCCCCAAGUCACAUGAAUUGGUUCAAACACUGCGACAAACUUUUGCCUACAGUACUCCUUUUCAAAAUUAAUUUCUCAUUGAACUGAAAGGCUUCGUGGGUGUUCUUCCUAUCCUCCAAAUUAAAUUAAAUCCUAAUCAAUGUUCCUUUUUUCAGUCAGCGAAUGUCUAUUUGUGGUUUUUGGAGUUUUGAUCUCACUUGCAAUGCACAAUGCAUAUGAUGCGGUAAAUAUAAAAACUCCAAAAAAAUCCAAAACUUUUCAAGUUUUCAGAGAAUUUCGUUCAUCUCAAUUUUGUGGCUAAUUUGGAUGUUUUUCAACACAAUUCUGGCACUUUUCAUCGUUAAUUCGGAUAUUAUUCAACUUGUUAUUCGUCGUGUUGAAACAUCUCAAAGUCUUUCAAUAAUCGAUAUUUUGAAAGCUUGUGUUGAUGUUUUACAUUUCUUGAAUAUUCCAAUUUCCGUAAGAAUUAGCAAUCAGAAAGAAAGACAACUCAAGAGAACAAAAAUAAAUUGAAUAUUUUCAGCUCUACUUACUUUGUGUUUACAUGGUUUCAUCAAAAACUACCAAAAGACGACAAAUCAGAAGAAGAAAAAGGAAACAUUCGGAUAAAAGACCGAUUGUCAAAAAACAAUUCGAAGUUGCAAAUGUAUUCAUUGGAGAUGAAAUGGUUUAUUAUGUUUGA